UGCACAGAAGCCGGUAAGGGGCUGUCUUGCUCAUGGGCUUGCUAUAGGGGAGUUGUCCUCGAUACAGAGCACCGAUUGGACAAAACGCUUCCUGAAAAAGGCAAAGGACAGACCCCUGUAGGCUUCUUUCAGUACGAAAAUAGAUCGAACGCCUGGGAGGUGUGAGCAGUCCAGGUCGCAGGACACGUUGGUUAGGUCAAGUUUUUGAUCAGGCAUUGGGACUGCAGGUUUGCACACUAAAUACAUAUUAAGUAUUAAAAUAUACAGUCAGAAAAGCGCCCAAUUGUGUAAUUGUAUUGCUAGCUAAUUCAGCUAGCGUGAUCCCAAGAAGCAACCAGUGUGUAGGAACACUGAGUCGGGGUUCAUCAACUUUGAGAAGAAUUCUGAUUGGACGGAAGAGGGGGACAACUUCAAAAACACUAUUCAUUAAAACGGAAUGGAUUUCGUCGCAGGUUGCAUUGGAGGUGCUUCUGGUGUGUUGGUGGGACACCCAUUUGAUACUGUAAAGGUCAGACUGCAGGUUCAAAGUGUGGACAAGCCUCUGUACCGUGGAACAUUCCACUGCUUCCAGUCCAUUGUGCGUCAAGAGUCUCUGCUUGGCCUCUACAAAGGGAUUGGCUCGCCAAUGAUGGGCCUGGCAUUCAUCAACGCCAUUGUGUUCGGUGUCCAGGGUAACGCCAUGCGACGGCUGGGCCAAGACACGCCACUCAACCAGUUCUUGGCAGGGGCGGCGGCGGGGGCCAUCCAGUGUGUGAUCUGCUGCCCCAUGGAGCUGGCCAAGACGCGCAUGCAGAUGCAGGGCUUGGGCGAGAAGAAGUCGAAGCGGAAGCUCUACAAGAACUCUCUGGACUGCUUGGUGCGCAUCUACCGGAGGGAGGGCUUCCGGGGUAUUAACCGGGGUAUGCUGACCACAGUGAUCCGCGAGACGCCGGGCUUCGGGGUCUACUUCCUGACGUACGACGUGCUGACGCGGCGGCUGGGCUGCGAGCCUGAGGACAGCUACAUGAUACCCAAGCUGCUGUUCGCCGGCGGCAUGUCGGGCAUCGCCUCCUGGCUGUCCACCUACCCUGUGGACGUCAUCAAGUCCCGGCUGCAGGCGGACGGCGUGGGCGGCGAGAACCGCUACAGCGGGAUCGCGGACUGCGUGCGGCAGAGCUGGGAGCGUGAGGGCUGGAGGGCGUUCACACGAGGACUCACCUCGACCCUCCUCCGCGCCUUCCCUGUCAAUGCUGCCACCUUCGCCACGGUGACUCUGUUUCUCAUUUACAUGCGUGACGAGGAGGGGGCCAACUGUGAGGUGCCACCGCAGGCCCUCCAGCAACAGCAGGUCCAGACCACCAGCCUGUGAGCACGUGUGUGUGUGUGCGCUCUAGAGCACCCUCUAGGGGGUGUUCUGGUCAUUGCAUGAUGGUGGACAGAUUGGGUACCUGAGAGACGUUAUGGGGGAUGUUUUAAUAUCUGCAGGUAGAGUCUGCAUGUGUAAAUACAAAACUGUCCUUUUCCUUUUUCUUAUUUUCACCCUAAUUUAGUUCCUCUUUAAUGUCAACCUGUCCUUUCUUUUCAUUUAUAACGGUUUAGUUAUAGCAUUAUUUGAGUUGUCAACAACUUGAAUGGAACAUUUUCAGUCACUUUAAACAACAGGAAAAUCAAAGGAAAGUCAGCAAUCACUGAGUUUGAAUGAGUAAACUGCAUAUUGAGCAUUUAUGUAGUGAACAAAGCCACCGGCCUUGGCCUUGGUUCAUGUGAUUGUGGAUAUCACAAUGGCGACUCUACAGACCGCCCGUAACGGAAACUGUAAAUUGAACGUUUAAAGUAUUUAAACCAUUUGUUAUUUUAAGCAGAUCUGCAGUCAGUAAGCUUAAAAAUUUAGUUCACAACUAUUUUUUUUUCAAGGAUUUCUUGACAGUUAAUAAGGUCAUUGGUGCAUUUUGGAUAUAUCCAAAUGCUAAAUAGCAGCUUAGUCAUGUAACUGUUACAGCCUUCCGCUUUUACUUCAGUAUUAUGAAAACGUUUUCAUUUAUUGUCACAGAGCAACCUGUUAACACUCUUUUGUAUGUGCAUAUACGUGCCUUUCAUCAACACACAAUUUUGCAUAUAUACACAACUAAAGCUUUCCUAUGAAAAGAUUUUUUUAAAGAAAUGUUUUUUAACUUUUUUGAAACUAAGGAAUCCUAAGGAUUCUAAGCCAUUCUCUGGACUUGCCCCUGAUGGCCCAGGAGUUCUAACCUCUGUUUCUCUCUCUCUUUCUUUCUCUCUGUUUCUCUCUGUUGCUCUCUCUCUGUUUCUCUCUCUCUCUCUCUCGUGUUCUUCUUUACCCACCCCACUGGAAUUCACUGCCACAUUCCAGAGUAGGGUGCGGUCUGCUGUUUGAAGUCAACAACUGCACUUAUGAUUUCCUAUGAUUUUGACUCCCAGCUGUGUGUCAAUCCCACGAGUGUGGUUAGUGGAAUCACAGGGGAAUCACAUGCUUGAUGUCAAUCACCUAAGUUAUUGUGCGUCCUAAUGCUGCUUUUAUGGUAAGCGUGAACACUGUAGUGAUUACACUUUUGAAAGGUGAAAUCAGCGCAGCGGAAUGAACUGCAGUCCUGACUGCGUAGAUUGGCGAAAUGCAGCACACUCUUUAGUAAUGUAUCAUCAAACUACUGUUACCAUAGAAACUGAGGUCAAAGUAAGUAAAUAAGUUACUGUAAAUGCGGUUUAACUUCGCACAGUAUCACCAUACGCUGAAAAUGUUGCAUUUGACCUAUAUAAAUGAUCUUAAAUGAUCAUUGAAGCACCUUAACCCAAUACCACUUCCAUCUGAAAAUCGAAUGCUGCUUACACGGUUGUGUACUCAACAAUUUUGUAUUUGGAAAUGUUGGUUAUUUUACAUUUACUAAUUUAAUGGGAUGCCGUCAUAAUUGACAGAAAAUGAUUGAUAAAAGGUUAUUUCUUGUAUGAAACUGUUAUUUGUAUAGCGUUAGUUGGUUUUGUAUGUGUUCCAUCAAGAUCAUGGGUGGAAGAGAGUAACCAUGAUUAAAGGGAAGGGCAAAUCCCCAAGCAGCUGUCUAUUCUUUUUUGUUUUGUUUUCUCUUUCUUAAGGGCUGUUUGUAUUAUAGGGAAAUUUUGUGAAAAAAAAUGUGAAUGUUUUUGCCUGAACUUUGGUACACUGGUUGCUGAUAAGCUCAACCUUUGGUGUACACAUCUGGUGUAGAACAAAUGCUGAAUAAAGCAUAUUAAAGUGUA
Molecule: messenger RNA, 3225 nt
Organism: Clupea harengus (Atlantic herring)
Lineage: Eukaryota; Metazoa; Chordata; Actinopteri; Clupeiformes; Clupeidae
Gene: slc25a29l
Product: solute carrier family 25 member 29-like
Biological process (GO): mitochondrial L-ornithine transmembrane transport
Cellular component (GO): mitochondrion
Molecular function (GO): high-affinity L-arginine transmembrane transporter activity
Source: RefSeq, a predicted model, not a curated record